Pistacia vera is the source of this 1752-nucleotide messenger RNA. RefSeq lists its product as uncharacterized. Bases 365 to 1591 code for a protein of 408 amino acids. Gene Ontology annotation, biological process: phosphatidylcholine biosynthetic process. The transcript is spliced from 8 exons. NCBI's taxonomy places the organism in Eukaryota, Viridiplantae, Streptophyta, Magnoliopsida, Sapindales, Anacardiaceae. The record is from RefSeq and is a predicted model, not a curated record.
UGAAUAUAUUUUUAUUAAUAAAAAAUUCAAACGAAUAAUGUUUUCGGUUUCAGCUUAUCAAAGUAGGAUAAUCGCCGACUCAAAUAAAGUAGUCCUCAUUCUUGAUAACCACAGACGCGGCAGGUGAUAUGCGUAAUACUGAUACCCAAAAGCAAUUCUAAAAAAAUUCAGAUAACCGCCGAUUACAAUCGGAAAUGUUUAAUUAUUGACCAAAAAUUUGGUUAAACUGUGGAAGCAGAAGGUUAUACGCACGCACAUCAACCACCACCUUUCUCUAUCAUUUAGAUUCAUCUUAUUUCUCUUUCUCCUUCCUUCUAUAUAGAUUAUACUUAUACUCUUUGCAUAGCGGAGGAGAAAUAUAAAAAUGGCCAACAACGAAGAGCUUUGGGAGGAGAUGAACGAGAACGAGGAUUCAUUUGGAAUGGUGAAGCAGAGGUUCAAGGAUCGAUCUCAGAAAGUUGUUCAAACAAAGGAGAUGAUGUCGAAAAGGGCAGUUCAGACGAAGGAGAUUUUGUCUAAACAGGCCGUUAAGAUCGCUAAACAAGCAGAGGAACAUGAAAGAUUUAUUAAUAAGGUGACACAUCUUCUGGGAGUUCUUGGGUUCGGGGGUUUUUGUUUCCUGCUCGGAGCAAGGCCCCAAGAUAUUCCUUAUGUAUAUUGUUUCUUCUAUGUCACCUUUGUUCCUCUUCGGUGGAUUUAUUAUCGGUAUAAGAAAUGGCACUACUACCUUCUGGAUUUUUGCUAUUAUGCCAAUACAAUCUUCUUGGUUAAUCUUCUUCUCUACCCAAGAAAUGAAAAGUUUUUCAUGGUUUGCUUCUCAUUUGCUGAGGGGCCUUUAGCAUGGGCAUUGAUUGUUUGGCGUUGUAGCUUGGUUUUCAAUUCUGUUGACAAAAGUGUGAGUGUCCUAAUACAUCUUUUGCCUGGGUUAGUGUUUUUCACCAUUCGAUGGUGGAAUCCAGAAACCUUUGCUGCCAUGCGUCCGGAAGGAGCAUCUCAAAGAGUGUCAUGGCCUUAUGUGGAAGAUAAAUCCUACCUUUUCACUUGGCUGUUUUGGGUUCCCUUAGCUGCUUACACCCUCUGGCAAGUUCUUUAUUUUCUCAUUGUUAAUGUCCUCCGUCGACAGAGGCUUUUACGAGAUCCUGAAGUCAUGACCUCAUACAGGGAACUGUCCAAAAAGGCACGGAAAGCAAACAAUGUCUGGUGGCGUUUAAGUGGUUUGCUUGGGGAUCAGAAUCGCAUGUUCAUGUACAUUGCUUUUCAAGCUAUAUUUACCGUGGCAACCAUGGCACUCACUGUCCCCAUCUUCUUGUCAUAUAGAUUGCAUGUAGUUUUCCAGAUUCUCAAGGUUUCUGCAUCUGUAUGGAAUGGAGGAAGUUUUUUGCUAGAAGUGAUGCCAAGGCAGGUGAUUCUGAAGGAGAAGAAAAAAACAGAGAUGCAACCGUUACAAUCUGAUCAGCUUGAUCAAUCCCCAAUUGCGACGGAAACUACUAUGGAAGCUGAUGAUUCUACAGAGAUGGAAAAUACCAUGAAAGCUGAUGAUUCUGCAGAGAUGGAAAAAACAAUGCAAACCGAAAAUUUUAUACAGACUUAGUUACAACUGAUAUGCACUAAUAGUCUUUGAUAGUCCUAAUAGAUUUUGAUACUUGCAGGUUUUCUGUGUUUUUUUGGUUCUUUUUGCUUUUUGCUUUUGUUUUUAGGGUGGAAUGGGGGACAGUGGAGAAGGUUUCAAGAGAUGAGCUGCUACAACUGCAA